UCCGGCACCAUGUCGACUUCCGGCUAUCCUCAGCAUGAGCGAAUCCCGGUUGUGGCAGCAAAAAGGCCUCGAGUUGGAGAUGCUCUGAUGUACGAUGUGCAUGUCCGUGUUACAAAUCAAACCCGAGAAGCUAGCAACUGACAAAUCCACCUAAUCGGUAAACGUCAUGGUUAACCGAGAUGCUAUCAGAAGUCGAUUCCAUAUCACCUAGCCAUCGCUGCACGCAGAACAAGUAACAUACAUAUACGGCUAAUAGUUGCAGCAAGUUUACACAUCAUCGAAAUCUUGUCUGCUUUUCCAAUGAUAUCAUGUCUCACGCGCUGAUCUUUGGAGCCUCUGGGAUAUCUGGCUGGGCGCUGCUCAACCAAAUCACAGCUUAUCCUACCCCGACUACCUUUUCUCGAAUCACUGGUCUUUCAAACAGACCCCUCACUCUAGAUCAAGCACAACUUCCAGCCGACUCGCGACUGAAUCUUGUGAGCGGAAUCGACCUGACUAAAUCAGUCCCUGAGGUUGUGAGGUUAUUAAGGGAAAGGGUCGAAGAUGUAGAAAGCAUCUCGCAUGUUUUCUUCACCGCAUAUAUCCAGACUGGGGACUUUGAAAGCCUGAAGAAAGUCAACACAGACCUCCUGAGAGUUGCCAUUGAAGCAGUAGAACAAGUUUCAACCAAACUCGAAUCAUUCGUUUUACAGACCGGAGGAAAAGGCUACGGCCUGGAAUUUCCCGACAAAGUCAACAUUCACGUCCCCCUCCGCGAAUCCUCACCUCGCAUCCCCGAACCCUACGCCAGCAAAAUCUUCUACUACACCCAAUACGACCUCCUGACUGAAAAGUCGCGCGGAAAACCCUGGACAUUUACCGAAAUCCGACCCGAUGGCAUCAUAGGCUUUACACCCACGUCCAACGCAAUGAACCUAUCCCAAGGCAUCGGUCUGUACCUCUCCAUCUACAGAGCCGUACACGGCAAACACGCCGUCGUAACCUUCCCAGGCAACGCGCGCGGAUACCAUUCUACGCACUCUGAUACGUUCCAAGACGUGCUUGCCAAGAUGGAAAUCUACGCUGCGACACACGCCAAAGAGUGCGGCGGUAACGGCCAGGUAUUCAACGUUGCUAAUGGCGCAGCACCUGUUACCUGGGCGCAGAUAUGGCCAAAGCUAGCUGAGCACUUUGGUCUCGAAGCCCAAGGUCCUCCUGCUGCGCCUCAUGAUACCACCGCUGCGACUACUGUUCCGAUGGAGAAGUUUGUCAGGGAUCAUAUCGAGGCGUGGAAGCUGCUUGCGAAGAAGCAUGGGCUCAAGGAAGCUGUUGUCGAUGAGCAGAAUUGGGCGUUUGUGCACUUUAUGCUUGUACAGUUUGAUUUUGAUAGGCAGUAUGAUUUGAGGAGGAGUCGCGAGGUGGGAUUCAUCGAGGAGAUUGAUACGGCGGAAGGGUAUUUCAUUUCCUGGGAGAGGAUGAGGAAGGCGAAGAUUUUACCGCCCGUAGAGGCGUAGAUAGACGUGUAUACUAGGUUAUCGAG
This is a messenger RNA of Alternaria alternata, 1519 nucleotides long. RefSeq lists its product as hypothetical. The coding region runs from base 309 to 1493 and encodes 394 amino acids. The record is from RefSeq and is a predicted model, not a curated record. The transcript is spliced from 3 exons. NCBI's taxonomy places the organism in Eukaryota, Fungi, Ascomycota, Dothideomycetes, Pleosporales, Pleosporaceae.